Xiphophorus hellerii (green swordtail) is the source of this 3107-nucleotide messenger RNA. RefSeq lists its product as uncharacterized. The record is from RefSeq and is a predicted model, not a curated record. Bases 2131 to 2793 code for a protein of 220 amino acids. Gene Ontology annotation, biological process: apoptotic process; regulation of apoptotic process. Lineage: Eukaryota; Metazoa; Chordata; Actinopteri; Cyprinodontiformes; Poeciliidae. The transcript has 2 exons.
UUAGUGCAGCAGAACCAGAACCAGGUCCAGAGGGAUCUGAGCCCUCUAACCAUCAACUUAUGGGCAAGAAAAUAUUUUUCCCAACAGAGUUUAACUCAUAACACUUGUUUGUGAAUAAAAAUGUAGAUCUGAUGUUGGAGUUAGAAAAACUUUAUUUUUCAUAAUCGUCCUGAAAUAUCAGGAAAGACACCCUUUACUAACUGCGCCAGAGCUGGACUAACUGCCCCAAAGCUGGACUAACUGUCCCAGAGCUGGACUAACUGCCCCAAAGCUGGACUAAAUGCCCCGGAGUUGGACUAAAUGCCCCAGAGCUGGACUAAAUGCCCCAGAGCUGGACUAACUGCCCCAAAGCUGGACUAAAUGCCCCAGAGCUAGACGGAACCAGUCUGAGUCCAGAAUUCCGGGUCAACUGGACGGGUUCAUGUGUGGAAAUGAACUCGGAUCAUCAGAACAUCUGAUCAGUUUGUCUUUAGGUUCAUGUUCCUCCUUUAAUCCCGGUCCAGAGAGCCAAACACACAGACAUGAUGGGAAUCAGUUCAGAGAGCAACUGACUGCUGGAACUGGACCAGAACCAGACCAGAACUGGAUCAGAAUGGGUCAGAACCAGACCAGAACUGGAUCAGAUCUAGGUCAGAACCGGAUCUGAACUGGACCAGAACCAGGUCACAUGGAGCUGAGUGUUCCUGAUUCCUGUUCUAUCAAACAACAAACUUUCCUGUUAAAACCCUGAACUUUGUUGUUCACUAAAUGUUUCUGUCCCUGCAGGUCAAAGGUCAAGCUUUAGUCAUUCUGACAUUUCAAAAUAAAAGGUUUUAUUUAGCGAGACCCAAAAGAAUCCCAGCUGGUUCCUAAUAAUCUGCUUAGAGACGUGGAGCGGAGUCCAGUUAGAGGUUUCCUCCAGCAGGAGGCGCCGUUUCCAUGGCAACCAGCAUCAACCUCCUGACUCUUAUUGGUUGAGACGUCGGCAGGACCUCCUGAUCCAUCCAGGAAGUUUAAACAACUCAACCCAGUUUCUGGAAUAAUAAUCUGAGUUUAAUCCUCAUCUGCAGUCAGACUCAGAUUAAAUCCCAGCUGGACUUUAUUCACCUCUUCAGCUGCAGUUGGGUGAAGAGACGAGUUUAAAAGCUGCAGGAUGGAAGAACUGGAGGCCUGGAGUUGGACACGUUCACAUCAAACCAGGUUAAUAUGGUGGAGUGUCCUAGUCAAAGGCCAGAGCUAAUCCUGACUGAGAACUGAUGUUCCCAGAUGUUCUCCAUCCAUCCUGUCUGAGCUGCAGAUGUUUCAUAAAGUCUGUAGAUCAAAGUUUUGACACUUUAAUUCAAAUGAUUCAGAAAAUAAAUGUUUUCUUUCCACUUCAUAAUUCUGACCAACUUCCUGUUGGUUUGUCUCUAAAAGUCAGUAAAACUCAUGAAAGUUUGUGGUUGAAAACAGGAUCAGUCGCUGUUAUUAAGAUCACGUUCAGACUUUAGCUGCUCAGUUUCCCUGAUUGCAUUUUGACCUGAUUCUCCUUUAAUGGUGGUGAGGGGGGGUCAGGGCGGACAUGCGCAGCUUGGACCGGAUCUGCGGUUCCGACCAGCUGUUUGGGUUGAAAGUUUCUAUCAGAACUCUGGAGGAACCAACCAGAAACUUGGACUCUGGUUGGGUUGGUCUGAAGAACCGAGUUGGUCCCUUUAAAUCUGCUGGGGUGUGAAUACUUUACAGCACUUAGAAAAACAGUCAGGAAGGCAAGAAUGGGGCAAUAAUUAGAAAUAUUCCUAAAGUGUUUUAUUAAAAUAUGUUUAAUGAAGCAGAUCAGCUUUGAAGCUUCUUCCUGUCAAACGUCUCAGAUAGAAAAACUAGAUUCUGAUGGAGGUUCAGACUUUAACCUGCUUUUGUUCUGGAAGCUGCAGGACUUCUUGACCUUUGGCUCAUUUCAGUCUUUUAUUCCGUCCAAUCAUUCAGGACUGUUACAUUUAGCUGUUUGUAGCUCAGGAAACGCUGAACAAAGAGACUUUAGAGGAAAUAAUCCCUUCAUCACAUCCUGUCUAAUCUCAGCUUUAAUCUGCUCUCAGUUUGCUGCUUCAUCAACGUCCUGAAGAGAAAAGUUGGCUUCUGUUCUGGUUUCAGUCUGUAGGACUUCCUGUGGUCUGGAUGAUGUUUGUUGUUUCUGCUGACCUCCUCCCCAUCAGGUCCGUGUCCACCGUCCACACUGCUGUGUCCCGCCGUGUCCCGCCGCGUCCUGCCGUCCUCUGGGCCUCGCCGCCAUCGGGUCUGCACCGUCGGCCGGCGGUGGCGCCGCAGUCUGCUGACGGCUCCGCUUCCCCAGCUGCUGGAGCAGGUGACGGUCGGCGGCGGCUCCGUCCCGCCUGGAGACGCUCGGACUCACCGGUUUGUCCUCUUGGUGUCCAGGCGGCCGCGGUCUUCACGCUGUCCUGCUGCAGCGUCCUGACUCUGGUUCUGGAGGAGGACGGGACCGUGGUGGACUCGGAGGAGUUCUUCCAGGCGCUGCCCAGUGGCGCCCCGCUGAUGGUGCUGGAUGAGGGCCAGACGUGGUUCCAGAGCAAAGUGAGACCCAGAAAGGGUCGGGGUCCGCCGCCUCCAGCUGAUGGAGGGGAACCUCCAGGACAGAGUGGACUGAAGGUUCUGGUUCUGCCGGGUCGGAUCGCUGGAACAUGGAGGGAAAAGAUCCACAGAGAGGCGACCAGCAGCCAGCUGGAGCAGGGCUACACAGACUGUAACACUGAAGGCAGCGGGGACCUGGCGCCCUCUGGUGGCUCCUUAAGGAACUGCAGGCCUCACUGUGAACAACACUGAUCUACAGCAGAAUCACUGCAGACAUGCUUCAGUCGCUUUGACCUCUGACCUGUAGGCAGCGCUCCAUCCUUCUCCAGCUGACAGCCAUGACCCCUGACCUUUGACCCCUACCUGAGAAUCCCAGUUUGAGUCUCAGCAGCUGCAUUCUUCAGUUCCUCCAGCAGGGGGCAGCAGCAGGUUUUGAUUUGAUUGAUUUCUUUAUUGAACAGACUCCAGAUAGACAGAAAAAAGAACCAACAUAAAUAAUUUUCUACAGAUUUGCAUAUCAAUGUUUCCACUGACAGAACGAUGUGAAAACAUGAAUAAAUCUGUUC